AUUUAAUUGAUAAUAUUAUUAUUAAUUAAAUAGAAAAAAAAAAAAAAUGAUAAAUAUAUUUGGUAAUUAUUAGAAAAUGAAAAUAAUAAUGUUGAUAAACAAAAUUAAUAAUUUUCUGUAUAAUUCAAAUGAAUGGUGUGAAAAGAAAAAAUGUUUACCUUGAAAUAAUUUGAUGAUGUAGAUAUGAGAGAGAUGUAUAAAUAUCAAGGUCAUAUACGAAAGUAUGUAAAAAAUAAAUUAUAAAAAGAAAGAUAAUAAUUAAAAUAAUAAAAAUGCCAUCACAUAAACAUAUAUUGCCAAAUGAGGAGUCAUACCUAAAAUCAGGUAGACCCUCAAGUUUAUUUAAAUCAAAUUUUUCAUGUGAAAAAUUGGAAAGAGUUUAUCGUGCAUCAUCAUUACAACAACGUCGUGGUGGUUUACAUUGUUUUCUUUUAUCAGCAAUUUUUUAUGAUAUUUAUACAAUAAUAUCACCAGAACCAGAAUUACAAGCACGUGGUGUAUGUGCUAUAUUUAUGGGACUUAAUCUUGGUUUACUAGCAAUUGCUGAACGUGGUACAACUGCUAGAAAUACAUUAUGGUCAGCAUUACCACAUCUAGCAUGGCAUUUAUCAACAGCACAAUUACUUGUACAAUUAUUUUUAAAACCAGAUGUCACACAAAGAGACAGUCUUGGAUGGUUAUUAUUAUUAAUUUAUUUAUUAUUUGCAACAUUACCACUUAGAUUAUUACAUUGUGCUUUACUUGCACUUGGUACUGUUACUACAUAUGUUGUUGCUGUUGUUGGCCUUGGUAAAAAUCCUUUUCAAACACCAAUUGACGUCUUGAUAGUUACAGUUUCAUUGUCAAUGGGUUCAGCAAUAUUGGGUACAUCAAGUUAUUCAUUAGCUGAAUUUCAACAACGUCGUGCAUUUUUAGAAACACGUCAAUGUUUACAAGCACAACUUGUUAUUGAAGAACAAAGUGCUGAACAAGAACGUUUGUUAUUAAGUGUAUUACCAGAACAUGUUGCUGUUAAAAUGAGACAAGAUCUUGGUGCAUCACUUGAUACACAAUUUAAAAAAAUUUAUAUGUCACGUCAUGAAAAUGUAUCAAUACUUUAUGCUGAUAUUGUUGGUUUUACUGCUAUAUCAUCAACUUACAGCGCCAGUGAACUCGUCAAAAUUCUCAAUGAACUUUUUGCUCGUUUUGAUCGACUCAGUGAAUGGUACGAACAAUUGAGAAUAAAAAUUCUGGGUGAUUGUUAUUACUGCAUAAGUGGAGCACCAGUAGAAAGACGUGAUCAUGCAAUAUUAUCAGUUCACAUGGGUUUAUCAAUGGUGAAAGCAAUAAAAUAUGUUCAAGCAAAAACAAAUAGUCCAGUUGAUAUGAGAGUUGGUAUUCAUACUGGUGCAGUAUUAGCUGGUGUGCUUGGUCAAAGACAAUGGCAAUUUGAUGUUUACAGUAAAGAUGUUGAGCUUGCAAAUAAAAUGGAAAGCAGUGGAAAAGCUGGACGUGUUCAUAUUUCAAAUACAACACUGAGUUUUCUCAAUGAUGAAUUUGAAGUUGAACCAGCAUACGGAGAAAAUCGUGAAGAAGCACUUGCAAAAGCUGGUCUUGUAACUUAUUUUAUUGUUAGAGCACUUAAACCAUUUAAACCAAGUAUAAAUAGAAGUGUUACAUCACUGAGUGAUGCUGAAACAUCACAAGGAAUAAUUGAUCAUUCAGAAAGCAUAAAUAAUCGUGAAGAUUCAAAAGAUUUUCGUGAACGAUUACGUAAAGAACUUGACAACAGAGAUGGUCGAUCAAAACUGAAGGAUCAUGCAUCAUGGUUAACACUUCAAUUUAAAGAUCCAAAUGUUGAGACAGCAUUUCACAGUUCUGGUGAAGCAUUUUCACCACUUUCAUUGCUUGGUGGACCAUUAGUUCUUAUUUGUGCUGUACCAAUAUGGAGGAUACAACCUUGGGGUCUUUUUACAUGGGGAGGUGCUGGUGUUGUAUCAUUAUUUGCAAUUGUACUUGCUGGUGCAACAUGUCUAGGAAGUGCAGUUAGAGCAAGAUGGCUUCGUCGAACACUUGCACUAUUAAUGAUAUUUUCACUCAGUAUAUUUCUUCUUCUUGAUAUGGGUAAUUGUGCAAUAAUUGAUGAACAAGUACCACCAACAAAUGCAUCAAUAAAAUCAACAAAAUGUCCAUUUCCAUCGUAUUAUUCUUAUGUUGGUGUCCUGGCAUUGAUUGUUAUUUCAAUGCCAGCUUAUGUUAGUUAUCUUGGUAAAUCAGUCAUGAUGUUUAUGCUUGCUGGUGCACAAUGUUUCAUCAAUAUUUCGAUGCUUGGUGGUGGGUUAGAUCGUGAAGAUGCUUCUUCAUAUUCAGCUGAUCCAGUACCAUUUCCUCUCAAGUAUUCAUUGUCAGCAGUAUUGAUGACUGUUGCAACGACACUCGUUGCUGUUGCCAGAUAUGCAGAAAAAGCAAGAAGAAUACUUUAUUUAUGUGGUCGUGAAGUUGUUGCACAACGUGAAAGAGCAGCUGAUAUGAAAAGACGAAAUGGUGCAUUGAUUUAUAAUAUUUUACCACCUCAUGUUGCUGCAUAUUUUUUAUCAACAAUGCGUCAUCAUGAUGAUCUUUACAGUCAAAGUUAUUCAGAAGUUGGUGUAUUAUUUGCAAGUAUGCCAAAUUUUGCUGAUUUUUAUAGUGAAGAAAGUAUUAAUAAUCAAGGAUUAGAAUGUCUCAGAUUUUUGAAUGAAGUUAUCUCAGAUUUCGAUGCAAUACUGGAUCAACCAAGAUUUGCAUGUAUUAUAAAAAUAAAAACAAUUGGUUCAACUUACAUGGCAGCAUCAGGAAUAACUGAAAAUGAAGAUUCAGAAGAUGGACCAAGAUGGAAUCAUUUAUCAAUGCUUGUUGAAUUUGCACUUGAAUUAAAAAAAGCAUUAUCACUUAUAAAUGAACAAAGUUUUAAUCAUUUUGUAUUAAAAAUGGGAAUAAAUCAUGGUCCAGUAACUGCUGGUGUUAUUGGUGCUAGAAAACCACAUUAUGAUAUUUGGGGAAAUACUGUUAAUGUUGCAUCAAGAAUGGAAAGUACAGGAAAAGUUGGACACAUACAGGUCACGGACGAAACAAGAAAAAUCCUUGAACCUUUUAGUUAUGGUUUUGAACAAAGAGGAAUGGUAUUUGUCAAGGGUAAAGGUCAACUGUUAACCCACUAUUUAACAUCUAAAAAUGGAGUUUAUUUAAGACUGGACAGUGAUCUUCCAGUUGUACCAGCGCAUCCAAUCAUCUAUCAGUAAUUAAUCAUUUAUAUUUUCAUUAAACAUGUAGAAUUUUAAUAAUUUCAUUUUAAAGUUGACAUUUUUUUUUGUUGUAAAAAUGAUUUGUAAGGGGAUUCAUUAGCAGCUGUGAUUGGAUUGAAUUGUUGUUAUUGUACUGUCAUGAUUUGAAGGAUAGAUUAUUGCCGAUAAGUAAUUAUUGCCUCAUUGUAAAAUCAUCAAACAAAUUUUUAAUUAUAAUAAUUUAACUUCUUUUUCUGAUCGUUAAAUUAUAUAUUGUUUUUGACAUAUAUUUAUAAUUAAUAUCAACGAAAUUUUGAAUUAUAAUUUGACAAGAAUUGAAUGAUAAUUAAAGUGAUAAUUAAAUGACAAAAAUUUAUAAUGAUAAUGCUAAUGAAUCAGCUUUUUUUUGUUUUUAAUUAGAGACAAUGAAUAGUGUAACGAAAAAUAAUUUAAUCAACGAAAAUGACGAAUUAAUUUUACUAUGGAAAUAGAGGAUUUAUAUAGAUUAAAUUAUUAUUUUGUUUUUUUAAAUUUUAUGAAGAAUUUGCUUGGAGAAAAUUUGUGGGAAUUAAUGAUGCUGUUUUGAAAUAAUUAACUGAUGAUGUUUAAAGUAUAUGGAAAGAAAAAAAUUAACUCUAAUUUUGAACAGUUAAAUUAUCGAAUUUAAUAUUGAACGAGAAGAACGUAUUUGUUGUUGAUUUUACAGUCAAAAAAAAAAAUUGUAAACUGUUGAAGAUUUAUGACCAAAUUUUAAAUUUUAGUAUAGCUUUAUAAUUAUUUUAAAUAAUUAGAAAUAUAUAUUCUGGAUAAUUAAGACUUGAAUUUUGAAAAUUAUAUUAAUUUUUAAUUGUUAUUUAAUUUUUAUUGACUGUAUUUUUUUUCUAAGUUAAUUUUCAUUUCAGAUGUAUUAUAAAAAUGAUUUUAUUACAGAAAAAUUCUGGUAUUUAAAAUUGAUAAUUAAAUUUAGCUAAAUUAGCUAAAUUUUAAAUACUAAAAUUUAUCAUAAAAAAUUUUCUCUUUAAAUUUUUUUUCACGUUUUUCAUUUUAUUUAUUUAAUUAUAAAAUUUUUAAAAAUAUUUAGAAUAAAUAUUUCAAGUAUUCAAUGAUAAAACUAGAACAAUCAAUUUUAUUUUAAUUUUUAAAUAUCAAAAUAUAGAUAAAUAAAAAAACUUCAAUAUUAUUCUCAUAGUUAAUCAAAAUUUAUAAAAAAAAUUAAUAAUUUUCAAAUAUUUUAAUUUCCAUUAAUUUUUUAUAAAUAAUAAUUUAUCAUCACUAUCAUAUUCGACAAAUGAAUAAUAAAAAAAAAAUAAUUAUUCAAAUUUUUCUUUAAAUAUUAAUAAUAAAAAACAAAUGAAAAAAAAAAAUUUAAUCAAAUCGAAAACGUUCUUCACGUUUGUGAUAACUCUGUCCAUGAUAUAGUUUGACUUAAAAGAAAAAAAAAAAAAAAAUAAGUAUAGUAGUAAAAAAUCAAUGUAUUACUUGUAUAAUAUAAAUGGAUGAUUUUUAGAUAAUUAAAAAAUUUAUAAUCAAAGUGUUUUGACGAAAUACCAAUUAAAAUAUUGAGCCGAACGUUUUCACAUUUAAACUGACAUGGCGUAAGAUAAUCCCGAUAAUGAAAAACUAAAUAAAAAAAAAAAAAAAAUGAGUUCAUGUAAUACUGCAGCUUGUUGAGAAUGUAGUUGGGUAUGUAUGAACCAAAAAAAAAAUAUCAAGCAUGUAUUUGUGUAAUAGAAAUUUCCUAGUAAACUUCUGCGCAUGUACGUCUGACAAAUCAUUGAUAUGAACUACUCGAGCUUUGAAAAAUUCAUAUUUGUACAAAUAUCAAAGAGAAAUACAUAAAGAAAAAGUAAACUCUUUGAACUAUUUGAAAUAAAUAAAAAUAAAAAGUCAAAAUUAUAUGUGUGACAUGUAUGAGAAUACAAUAAAAAUUCUGAGAUAAAAAAAUUAUAAAUAAUAUAUAUUGUUGUUCAAAGAUGUGAUUUAUCUCGGUGGUGUUUUAUUUUUCUACAUAGAACCACCGAGUUUUCACGUAAAUUGUCUUGAUGUUAAUGUUUUUCUUUGUCACGAAAUAAUUAUAAACAAUUGAAAAAAAAAAAAAAAACAUAUUAAUAAAAAGAAAAAUGAUAUUGUAAUUAAAAAUAAAAUAUUUCUUAAUCAUCCACGGCCUAAUAAACGCGAGUCUCAAACUCAAAUGAAAAAUGUUUUAUUAAUAUAUAAUUUACGGUUAAAUGUUUUAUAAUUAUUUUUAAUCCUAGUUAUAUUUUUUUAAAUAUUCAAUUCGCACAAAAUUUUAUUUAGUAUAUCAUAUUAUUUUUAAUUGAAAAUAUACGAGAGACUCGCAAGAGGUCAUGGAAUAAUAAUUGAUAAUAAAUAAUAAACAUCGAUAUUAUAAAAAAAAAAAAAAGUUAAAUUAUAAAUAAA
This is a messenger RNA of Aphidius gifuensis, 5663 nucleotides long. It is a transcript of the gene Ac3, whose product is annotated as adenylate cyclase type 3-like. Gene Ontology annotation, biological process: cAMP biosynthetic process; adenylate cyclase-activating G protein-coupled receptor signaling pathway; intracellular signal transduction. Lineage: Eukaryota; Metazoa; Arthropoda; Insecta; Hymenoptera; Braconidae. The record is from RefSeq and is a predicted model, not a curated record. The coding region runs from base 273 to 3260 and encodes 995 amino acids. Gene Ontology annotation, molecular function: adenylate cyclase activity. The transcript is spliced from 10 exons.